This is a messenger RNA of Ananas comosus (pineapple), 840 nucleotides long. Its product is annotated as abscisic stress-ripening protein 2-like. The record is from RefSeq and is a predicted model, not a curated record. The coding region runs from base 98 to 556 and encodes 152 amino acids. Lineage: Eukaryota; Viridiplantae; Streptophyta; Magnoliopsida; Poales; Bromeliaceae. The transcript is spliced from 2 exons.
UCCUCGUUACAUAUCCACCAAAUCAUCCCAAAUAUCAACCAACCUUGGUUCUCUAAUCUAAAUCUUAAUCUCUUUUUAGCAACUGAUAUUUAAUCAAAUGGCCGAGGAGAAGCACCACCACCACCACUUGUUCCACCACCACAAGGACGAGCAGCAGGCCGAGGACGUGGCGGUGGUUCAGGAGACCGCGUACUCCAGCUACGAUGACGGCACCGGCGCCGGCUACAGCACGACCACCGCGGCGGCGGCGGUGGUGACGGAGCCGACCGAUGCGGAAGAGUACGAGAACUACAAAAAGGAGGAGAAGCACCACAAGCACAAGGAGCACCUCGGCGAGAUGGGCGCCGUCGCCGCCGGCGCCUUUGCUCUGUAUGAGAAGCACGAGGCAAAGAAGGACCCGGAGCACGCCCACAAGCACAAGAUAGAGGAGGAGGUCGCGGCGGCCGUGGCCGUGGGGAGCGGCGGGUACGCCUUCCACGAGCACCACGAGAAGAAGGACUCGAAGAAGGACGCCGAGGAGCACGACGGCGGCGAGAAGCGCCACCACCUCUUCUAAACAGUGGUUCAAUGAAGGAUCUAGCUAGCCAGCUAGCUAGUACCUUCAGUGUUAAUUCAGUUUGAUGAUCUAUCUAUAUAUCUAAUUCUCAAUAUAUCUCGUAUUAUGUUUAUGUAUUGCAUGAGAUCUACGCGUGGUGUUUUAGGGGGUUGUGGUUCUGCAUCUUAAAUAAGAGCCUGUUUGUUUGUGGCUCUGGGUGUAUCGAUCCUGUGCUUUCUUGGUUGAUGUACUUGCUUUGUUUUGUGUCCUUUAAUCUAUAUACAAAAAAAAAAAAUUGUUUUGUA